Messenger RNA from Scatophagus argus, 4682 nucleotides. Its product is annotated as calsyntenin-2-like. The record is from RefSeq and is a predicted model, not a curated record. Gene Ontology annotation, cellular component: cell surface; postsynaptic membrane. The transcript is spliced from 17 exons. Lineage: Eukaryota; Metazoa; Chordata; Actinopteri; Scatophagidae. Bases 380 to 3247 code for a protein of 955 amino acids. Gene Ontology annotation, molecular function: X11-like protein binding; calcium ion binding; kinesin binding. Gene Ontology annotation, biological process: positive regulation of synapse assembly; homophilic cell-cell adhesion; positive regulation of synaptic transmission.
CCUGUGACGUCGCUCGCUCUGGUCCCGGGGUGCGCUGCUCUCUGGUCCCGUCUCAGCAGAAACCACUUUAGUUGCUGCUUCGACCGUUCACACGAGCUGCGGUGCAACGCGCGCGGUUACGGUGCGGCGAGGCUCUUUGCGUGCACCCAUUGUCCUUCUUCUGCUCCACGCUGCCUGUCUUGUCCCACAUAUCAGUGAACUGUUUCCACACUCCGCUUGAAGAGAGAGAGAGAGAGGGGAGAGAACCUUGGGCGUUAAAAGGAAGAGGGCGAGAGAGAGAGAGAGAGAGAGAGAGAGAAGGCAGAAAGAAAGAAGAGAGAAGAGGAAAGAGAUUGGCGUGGUCCCUUCUCCUUCCCCGGGCUGAAUCUCCACCGAGAAGAUGCUUAGAAUAGCCGGCGUGUUGGCUGUAGUGGCUCUUGGGUUGAGCGCCACUCACACCAAAGUGAAUAAACAUAAGCCAUGGAUUGAGACAUCGUACCAUGGGGUGAUCACUGAAAACACUGACAUCGUUCUGCUGGAUCCUCCUCUAGUGGCCCUGGACAAAGAUGCUCCUAUCCCCUAUGCAGGGGAGAUCUGUGCGUUCAACAUCCACGGGCUGGAGGCUCCGUUCGAGGCAGUGGUGCUGAACGGUACGUCUGGUGAGGGUCAGCUGAGGGCCCGUGGCCUGGUGGACUGCGAGCUGCAAAAGGAGUACACCUUCAUCAUUCAGGCUCAUGACUGUGGUUCUGGCCCCGGGGGCACAGAGGGCAAAAAGUCCCAUAAGGCGGUGGUGCACAUUCAGGUCAACGAUGUGAAUGAGUUUGCUCCGGUGUUUCGUGAGCCACAGUACAGAGCUGCAGUGACAGAGGGCAAGAUUUACGAUAGCAUCCUGCAGGUGGAGGCCACUGAUCAGGACUGCUCCCCACAGUACAGCCAGAUCUGUAACUACCAGAUCACCACCAGCAGCACACCCUUCGCUAUAGAUCGCAACGGUAACAUCCGGAACACGGAGAAGCUGAGCUAUGACCGCCAGCAGCAGUACGAGAUCCAGGUGACGGCCUGGGACUGCGGCCAGAAAAGAGCCCUGCACAGCGUCCCUGUCCGCAUUGACGUCAAGCCUGUCUGCAAACCUGGCUGGCAAGGAUGGAAUAAGCGAGUGGACUAUGAGCCAGGAACAGGAAGUAAACAGCUGUUUCCCAAGAUGCACCUGGAGACCUGUGAUGGGCCGCUGUCGUCUGUGAGGACCACAGUGGAGCUGCAGACCAGUCACAUCGGAAAAGGCUGUGACCGUGAGACCUACUCUGAGAAAUCUCUACAGAAACUCUGCGGGGCCUCCUCAGGCAGUACUGACCUUCUCCCUGCUCCCAGCGCUGCCACCAACUGGACAGCUUCCCUGGUGACUGACAGCGGCAGGGACAGUGACUUGAUCUUCAGGUUUGACGGUCGUCAAGCGGCUAAAAUCCCAGACUGGGUGGUACCCCAGAAUCUGACAGACCAGUUCACCAUAGCUACAUGGAUGAAGCACGGACCCAGUCCUGGGCUCAGAGCUGAGAAGGAAACACUGCUCUGUAACUCUGACAAGACUGAGAUGAACCGUCAUCACUACUCCCUGUAUGUCCAUAACUGCCGCUUGGUGUUCCUGCUGAGGAGAGACUUCACCCAGGUGGACACCUUCAGACCGGCCGAGUUCCACUGGAAACUGGAGCAGAUCUGUGACAAGGAGUGGCAUUACUACGUCAUCAAUGUAGAAUUCCCAGUGGUGACACUCUAUGUUGACGGAGUGACCUAUGACCCCUACCUGGUGACUGACGACUGGCCCAUCCACCCCUCGCAGAUUGAUGUGCAGCUCACAGUCGGUGCCUGCUGGCAAGGUGGAGAGGUGACCAAGCCGCGGUUUACUCAGUACUUCCGGGGCAGCCUAUCUGGACUGACCAUCCGACCGGGGAAGAUCGAGAGUCAGAAAGUCAUUUCCUGUCUGCAAGCCUGCAAAGAGGGACUGGACAUCAACUCCCUCGAGAGUCUGGAUAAGAGCAUAAAGUUCCACUUUAACCCAGCCCAGUCUAUCUUGGUAAUGGAAGGAGAGGACUUGGAAAACAUGAACGCUGCUGUGAGGAAAGUUUCCUACAUAAACUCUCGGCAGUUUCCUACACCAGGCAUCCGGCGUCUGCACAUCUCCACGAUCGUCCAGUGUUUUGGUGAAGACACUUGUAUCACCAUCCCAGACAUCGAUGCAGUUGUCAUGGUGUUGCAGCCCAGUGAGCCCAGGAUAACCAUCACUGGAGUGGAGAGACUGAAUCGGCCAGCCUCCGACCUCAGAGCGUCUGGGGGCGUAGUGCUUUUCCAGGACAUCCACAUCAUCAGCACAGUCACCAGGGCAGACACCACUGCACAUCACACAGCACAUCGACCCGGUGUACUGGAGGAGAUUAUUCAUAAUUUGGACUACUGUGAUGUGUUGGUGCUGGGGGAGGAACUGAGGCCAGACCAGGAGUCCCUCCAACUUCAGCGCAGCGCUCUUCUGGGAAAACACCUUGAUGCCACCAACUCCACCUCUGGAAUGUCCAUAUAUGGAGUGGAUUCUAUGUUCAACUAUGAGCAGGUGAUUCGACAGGUACGUUACUAUAACUGGCAGCCCGGGCAGCUAACAGAGAGAAGGUUUCGCCUCACCUGCUCAGAGCUCAAUGGACGCUACACCAGCAACGAGUUCAACCUGGAGGUGAGCAUACUGCACUCUUCAGAACCUGGGGAACAUGUCAAUCACAUGGUAGCCCCACCUCAGUACAUGCAAGUGGUCCACCAUCCAUCCAUGAUUCAUGACCUGUACCCCAGUCACAGCUCAGCUGUGCCGAGUGCUGCUACUGUGGUAAUUGUGAUGUGCAUCGCAGCAUUGGUGGUGGUUGUGGUGCUGGGCAUCUACCGCAUUCACCUGACCCACCAGCAGGAGGUCAAGCUGGCAGAGACAGCUAAAGAGACAGACGUGACUUGGGAUGACUCGGCUCUGACGAUCACGGUCAACCCAAUGGAGAACCUGCAGGAGCCCCAGGCUGCAGAGGAGGAGGCCAGUGAGGAAGAGGAAGAGGAAGAAGAGGAAGAGGAAGAAGAAGAAGAAGAAGAAGAAGAGGAUGACGAGGAAGAGGAGGAGGAGGACGACGACAUCACCAGCGCUGAGUCAGACGACAGCGAGGAGGAAGUGGACAUCCAGCUACCCAGGAUGCAACGCCAGAGCAAGAAGGGCCAAAACUGGGACAAAACAACAAUAUCUUAUUGAAACGCACAUUCACAGCAACUCUCUCUCUCUCACACACACACACACACACACACAAACACACACACAAUAUACACAUUCUGCAACACAUCAAUACUAAAACCUCAAAUCAGAUGGUUGAAAUGAGACUUUAUGUGAUGUUGAUGCUCUAAAAUGAGGUAAUAUCUCCCCCUACUGGAAGACCACAUUGAAACACACACACAAACCUGCAGUGCAAUGAUAAGCCUUGUCAGAAAACAUUCUGUUUUAUACAGCUGAGAAGAAAUAAUAUGACACCGAAAUGACUAUCAUACUUCUUUAAAGGACAGCUUGAAAAAUUUAGGUCAUCCCCUGAAAGCUGUUUUUCCUUGAAUGAUCUAUCUCCAUCACAGUCUACACCACAGCUACAAUAUUUAGUGAAAUGAAGUUGUUUGAAUCCCAUUCUUGUCAGUUACCAUAUCUUCAGUUUGAUGUGUCAAAUUCCACAGUGAGAUCCCUGAUGUCCCAUGAAAAUGCAAAACAGACUUUAUUUAAGAAAACUGAGUUGCAAAAGUAAAGAAUCUGACUAUUUUUGGUUUGUAUACUUCAUGUUAUUUAUCAGUCUUUAUUCUAGCCUAUGUGGCAAAGCCAGGUGAUUUUACAGAAAUAGCAUAUUUUCAAUGGUACUCAAAAACAACAAAAAAAAAAGAUGAUCUGUGUGUCUCCUUGUAAACUUUUAUACGCUCCUUUCUUGUAAAUAGUGAGUAUAGUAAGUGACACCCCAUCCCCACCAACCCCACCCCCUAAUACCACUUUCUCCACCCAGAAUCCCCCUCAUCUCCACUCAUCUCUGUACACAGCACACUUGCCACCUCUUCAUGUGUAUGUACGUAUCCUGAACACUUAGCCUGCAGGAGCCUUUACUGGACUGACCCUUGGUCCUCUGUGUGUGUUUUUAGCUCAGAGUUCAAAUCAUUCCAGCUGACAUCCAGUUGGGUUUGUUAGGAUGGAUGUGCCACUGCCUUCAUAGUGACUGGAGUAAAAGCUGCACUAGGCAACAUAUUCCUGUAAAGGAGCACCAGUCUUGUAAAAUGUAAAAUCACACAGCAGGAACCCAACAGAUGCCAAUCCUCUCACUAGUCAUGUAUAGUCCUCAAGACUUGCCCAAAUGGAAAUUUUAGCCUUGACAUUAUAUUUUAAAGGAUGAAAGUCAAUAGAUUCAAAUAUCUCAUGUUAAACAUCAGAGCUAGGCUGACCAUUACUGGAUUUCAGAAGCCAAUCAUGAAAUCAUUAUUUGACUUUUUACAAAAUCUGAUAAUUAGAUAAGAAACAAUAUUUUUUAACAUAGCAUAAAAACACUUUAUUUAAUAGAGAUUCUUUAAAUAUUGUUUUUAAAGAAUUGUGACCAAUAUAUGUAAUGAGUCAAAUAUUUUACCCUUGAAAAACGGACACUGACAAAGAACACUAACAACAAAUACAA